Molecule: messenger RNA, 3816 nt
Organism: Hypanus sabinus (Atlantic stingray)
Lineage: Eukaryota; Metazoa; Chordata; Chondrichthyes; Myliobatiformes; Dasyatidae
Gene: snap29
Product: synaptosome associated protein 29
Exons: 5
Coding region: 89-853 (254 amino acids)
Biological process (GO): synaptic vesicle priming; synaptic vesicle fusion to presynaptic active zone membrane; exocytosis
Cellular component (GO): SNARE complex; plasma membrane
Molecular function (GO): SNAP receptor activity; syntaxin binding
Source: RefSeq, a predicted model, not a curated record
GGGGCAUCGGAAGGGGUCAGCUGACUCUGGUCCCGUGACAGUCCAUGGCGUCCGUCCGUCGUUGAGUCCGGCUGCGAGAAAACGGAACAUGUCGGCCUAUCCGAGUCGCUAUAACCCCUUCGCCGAGGAUGAUGAGGACGAUGAGGGCCGGGGCCGGGGGUUCGGCGGGGCAGCUCGGGAGGAGGGUCGGAGCGACGCGGCGGAUCGGCAGAACUACCUGAGGCAGGAGGCGCUGAGCAGUGCCCGGCGGGCCGUACAGAGCAGUGGCAGGAGCGUCGCCCUCAUCCACGAGUCGGAGCAAGUGGGCGCCGACACGGCCGAGGAACUUCUACGACAAGGAGACGCACUGAGGCGAACAGAUAAAAUGCUGGAUAAAAUGGAUCAGGAUAUGCAAGUUAGCCAAAGACACAUCAACAGCAUCAAGAGCAUCUUUGGCGGCAUUACAAACUACUUCAAAUUCAGGAACUCUGAACCUCAAGCCCCUCCAGAACCUGAAAAGCAGACUAGGAGCAAAUUGCAAGAAAAUUUGGAUAAAUGCAGACAGCAGGAGGAGAAUUACCAAGCAAAUCAUCCGAAUUUAAGGAAACUGGACACAUCGGGUUUCGGGACUCCCAGUAGUUCUGCAGCAGAGAAUAACAAUUAUCCUAAAAACAGCUACCUGCGUGCUUGUCAUGAAGAAAUGGAUAACAAUCUAGAUGUGAUAUCUUCUGGCUUGGGGCGACUGAAGGGUCUGGCAAUUGGCCUACAAACAGAAAUUGAUGACCAAGACGAGAUUAUUGACCGCCUGACCACCAAGACGGAUCGUGUUGAGUCCAAGAUUGGAGCAACUAAUCAGCAAAUACGCAGACUUUAAAGAAAAACAUAACAAUUUAGUCUCUAGUCAAUGUCGUGUGCCUCAACAGCCACUGAACGAAGAAAGUGGCAGUUUUUAUACUCAGAUGCUACGUACACAGAAUAUCAGAAUCGGUCCUCAAUGAAACCGGCUUCUAAGUUUUGGAGAAUGGAUUGAAUUGGUAUUCUGUCUUCAUUCAGAUUUACUGACUCUUUAAAGAUAGAACUGGUAAUGCUACAUAUAGUGUAAUCGUUUUCAAAUCAAUCUGUCAAUUUGCAAGGAAGAGUGGAGUUGUGAUUUAAACAAACUUACAUUGAUGUUCUUAUCACUGACAGGAGCCAAAAACCCUCACUUGAAAACUAUCCACAGUUCUGAAUAGUUCUCUAAAAUUGAUUAACCAUUUGAUGGGCUUUGCAAUAUUACAUUCUGUCUGUUCCCUUCAUUUGCUGUCUGUGAUCUGACUUGAUUUGUACAGCUGUACGUAAUUUUAUGGUGAUUGAUAUCGCCAGCGUCAAUAAAUUUGCAACAGUUAACACCAGUCACCCAUAGCAAAAGGAAAGUCUUUGUAUCAGAAAUAUCUUUAAAGGCGUGCUUUGAAUAUUAAGCUCCCUAUCCUCCAGAAUCUGCAGCACUUAACACUGCUGUUCACGAGGGAGAUGCAUUGACACCCUGGCGGUGGGGAGAUGAGCUUCUCAGAGCAGACCCAUUAGAAGCUGUUAGUUUGAUCAUUUGUUCCCCAGCAGUACAAUCAGCAUUCCCUUUUGCCAGGGAAGCAUUCUGUUGACGAAGUACCCGGCAAAUUUCCAGGACACUGCCUUUCCAAAAGUUAAGAUAAUGUCAAAAGGAGUGUCUGGGAGCAGGAUUACUGUGGUUCUAAGUACUUGAUCAUGGAAUGUAAUACAGUUUUAAAUGAAGAUAUAUUAACCUGUAAAACCUGGCCCCUCUUCCCAAGUUUUAUUAUUGAGCAGAGUGCAUUUAAUAUCGGAGCUAUUCCUGUUAGUUGAGGAACAGGCCCUUCUGCCCCUUCGAACUGUUCCGCCCCAGCAGUCCCCCCCCCGAUUUAACCACAGUCUAAUCAUGGAGAAGUUUGAAAUGACCAAUUAACCUACUAACCAGGUAUGUCAUUGGACUGUGGGAGGAAACCGAAGCACCUGGAGGAAACUUGCCCAUUUCACAGGAGCACAUACAGACUCCUUAUAGAUGACGUUGGAAUUCAUUAAAGCAUCAGUUCUCUUCAGGAAUAACAGAAUUUUUGUGCCUCAUUCUAUACCUGUUAGUAACAAUACACACCAUUGGCUUUACACAAAGGAUAUGGAAAUAACAAGUGAAGCAAUUGGUCCAGAAUCAAAUUUGUAUUCUUGAUUCCACAGCCUGUUUAUUUUUCUCUUUUUUUAUAACAAAAUGUACAGAUCCACUACAUCUGACCAUUACGCACAAGCCCUCAGGGUUGGGAAAUGUCAAAGCAAAGGAUAUCGAUAGUUCUUGUUGAGGCAUUUGAUGUUGUGGAGUUCAAGCUUGCAGACGCUUCAUCACCAGUCACAGUGACAUCCUCAGUGUGCAGUUGUUGGUGUUUCACUUGGGGAAGACUCGUGUUUAUAUAGCAGCCUGCCCCCCGCCCCGCCCCCGGUCCUGAUCCUGAUUGGCUACCCCUUCAUGGGACCUUUGGCUUGCAUUUCUUUGAUAUGAGGAUCUUUAGAAGCAUGGUUUUCUUUUGAUGAUGUCCUAAGCAUUGAAAUAGAUGCCACCUAUGAACCCUGAAGAGCUCAUUGCCAUUCUCGGCAACCCCCACAACAUAGAAGCACAGGAGUUGUGAAUCUGUUGUGUCAACCUCAGUGGAACUAACUGCUAGUGUGGAGGAUACAAUAGGCCCUUACACAUCUUGUAGUAGGCAUCUGUUGGUCAGGAUCGACCACGGACGUUGAGUCCUAGCUGUCUAGAUAUGCAAACCUGGGGGCAGAGAGCAAGCUGUUGCCUAGGUAGCAGCCCCGCCCCACCCUCCACACAUCUGAUGAACCCAAAGGAACUGCAGACACUGACACAGUGUCUGAGUUGCCAGUCAGUCUUGCACUCUGCGUAGGGGUGCCAGUUCUGGAUUUUUCCGUCAGGGUUUACUCCCGAAGCCUUCCCCAUGAGUGGGUGUAGCAGUAAGACAGUGCUGGUUUGAGAUCAGAAAUUUCCUUCUCCAAGAUGAGCUGCCAACCAUGGCAGCAGCAGAUGCUAUCUGUGCAUAGCAAACUCCCACAGUAUGGGGGAGGUUGUGAGCAGAUAAAAUGACCUGGGGCCAUUGAAGUUAAAACACCAAACAUUGAGUUCAAGGCUGUUAUUUGCGCCGAGCGAGGUCAGUCUUGGCUCUGGUCACUGUGCUGGUCUCAGAUUAACCCACUGGAUUUUGCAAGGCUUCAUACCUUCAUGCCUUUAGACUGUGGGUCUCUGCUGAACUGCCUGAUUUUAAACUUCAGGGAGAACAUAUCCCUCUGAGGCACUCCACCGGUUGGGGUCGACCGUGGAUGUUGCAUCGUAGCUGUCUAUAUGAUAUACACCCAUCUGUUAAUCUAUGUUCAUAUCUGUGUGAGUGGUAUUCUGCAGAUGGACCGAGCCUUGUUGACCAUUGAAUCAAAAUCAACAAAUAAGGUAUCUAGUGUGAUCUUAUUUUGAGUUUUCUAUGGCUAAUGGUGGCUUACAGAUCAACAUGUUUCGCAUAUCAGCUUCAUCCAAAAUAAUUUCUUAAUGCAAGAUCAGUUUCCGCAUCCUUGUAGAACUGUAUAGAACUGAGAGCUUCCAAGCCCCUUGUAAAUUCUGCAAAUGCCACCAAUGAAUUCACAAAAGCACCAGAUUAGUUUCACUUUAAUGCACUUGUUUAAUUUCUUCUUGCAUUUUAAAGUAGCUUUUAACUUCAAGAAUGCUGAUUUUUUUUUUGAAAAGCUGCAGAUUUUAUUAAACAAUUUUUAUUAAUAAAGAUUUUAUUGUGUUGAGUUGCUUCUAAA